GCCUGCAGCAACACAUGCCGCAACAGCAAAAGCCGCACAUGGACAGAAAUGAGCAAUAAUCAGUGGACGGACGUGGAAACGUCCAGAUCUCAAACUAACCAUGGGGGGUGGGGGGGUGAAGGCGUGGUCGGAGCGCGCCGCCCCGUUAAAAGUGGCCGAACUUUGCCACAAACCGCUGAUCCGCGGCGCGUCUGCAGCUCCCGUCGCUCGCUCUCACAGACAGCAUGUACGCGUGGCUGACCGCCGUGGUCGGGCUCGCCGUCCUGUGCGCGUCGUUCCUCACCGCCUUCUUCCCCUACUUCGCGGACGACGCCGUGUACAUCAUGAGGACCCUCCGGCUCGGCGCCAGGCUCAACAGGUACAAGAAGUCCAGGCCGUUCUACAGCAUCCUGGACCGCUUCCUGGACGCGGUGCGGAGCCACCCGGGGAAGCUGUUCCUGCACUUUGAGGGCCGGGACUAUUCGUACGCAGAGGCGGACAGGCGGAGCAGCAAAGUGGCCCGGGCGCUGCGCGCCGAAGCCCGGCUGCAGGAGGGGGACACCGUGGCCCUGUUCCUGCCCAGCGAGCCGUGCUUCGUGUGGACCUGGCUCGGCCUGGCCAAGCUGGGCUGCCCGGCGGCGCUGCUCAACUUCAACAUCCGGGCCAAGUCUCUGCUGCACUGCUUCUCCUGCUGCGGGGCCAAGGUCAUCGUCGUCUCCCCAGAGCUGCUGGAGGCUGUGGAGGAGGUUCUGCCGACGCUGAGGGAGCAGGGCAUCCGCGUCUACAUCCUGUCGGAGCGCUGCGGCGUCCAGGGCGUCCACGCGCUCUCCGCCGCCAUCUCCCAGGCCUCGGACCGGCCGCUGCCCCGGGACCUGCGCGCCCGCGUCCACAACAAGAGCACGGCGCUGUACAUCUACACGUCGGGCACCACAGGUUUGCCCAAAGCGGCCGUCGUGACCCAGGAGCGCGUGUGGGCCGCCUCCUUCGUCCAGGCGGCGUCCGGCGUCACCGCGGACGACGUGUUCUACAUCAAUCUGCCGCUGUAUCACAGCGCCGGCUUCCUGAUCGGCCUGGCCGGGGCCAUCGAGCGAGGCAUGAGCGCCGUGCUGAGGAGGAAGUUCUCCGCCUCCCAGUUCUGGGACGACUGCCGCAGGCACGACGUGACCGUGGUGCAGUACAUCGGCGAAACCAUGCGCUACCUCUGCAACGCGCCCAAGAGGGAGAACGAGAGGAACCACAAAGUGAGGCUCGCCAUCGGCAACGGGGUCCGGGCCGACGUGUGGUCCGAGUUCCUGGAGCGCUUCGGCGACAUCCAGGUCCGAGAGCUGUACGCCGCCACGGAGGGGAACGUCGGCUUCAUCAACUACACGGCCAAGGUCGGCGCCGUGGGCCGGAUCAACCCCGUCCACAAGCUCAUCUUCCCCUACGCGCUCAUUAAGUUCGACAUCGAGAAGGAGGAGCCGGUCAGAGACGCCCAGGGUCUGUGCGUCCGCGCGGCCAGAGGGGAAACGGGGCUUCUGGUGGGGAAGAUCACCCAGAGGUCGCCCUUCAUCGGCUACGCGGGCAACCAGCAGCAGACGGAGAGGAAGCGGCUCCGCGACGUCCUGAAGAAGGGCGACCUCUACUUCAACACCGGCGACCUGCUCCGCUUCGACCACGACAACUUCGUCUACUUCCAAGAUCGAGUCGGCGACACCUUCAGAUGGAAGGGAGAAAACGUGGCCACGUCGGAGGUCGCCGACGUUCUCACCGCGGUCGACUGCAUUCUGGAGGCGAACGUGUACGGCGUUAAAGUAGAAGGUCACGAGGGGCGCAUCGGCAUGGCGGCGCUGACUCUGGCAGGGGGCGAGUUCGACGCUGCCGGCACCUACAGGCAGGUCGUCAGCUGCCUGCCCUCCUACGCACGGCCGCGGUUCCUCCGGAUUCAGCCCUGUCUCGAGAUGACUGGGACUUUCAAGAUGAGGAAGGUGAAGCUGGUAGAGGAGGGAUUCAACCCCGCUCACAUCAGAGAUCCUUUGUACUUCCUGGAUACAGAGAAAAAGACUUACAUUCCCCUUUCCGAGGAGAUUUACAGGGCAGUGGUUUCCCAGAAAAUCAAACUCUAACAGUAACAGCAGCCAGUGACUCACGGUGACAAACCGGCUCACAUGUGGACCUUCAACUCCCCCCAAUAACCUCAGGGACGGUUUCAUUUACACUCACCACGUCUGAAGGGACUUUUUUUUCCUGAAUUAACACUGAUUUUUAGUUUUAUACAAAACGUGCAUUUUAACUAAUAAAACCUUGUUUUUUUUCCCCCCUGACUCCUAAUUUCCAAACAGUCAGACAGAUUCCAUAGAGACAUACAGCAUGAAGAUUAACUGGAGUCGCAGACACCCAUCAACCACUGCAGCAGCUAAAUGUUAAUGUACAUCUGUGUUUGCCAUAUUAUGCAACCUGUGUGUUUAUCACUGAACCUUUGCACUGAUGUGGCGCAUUAGACCCUAGGAGUGCACUCUGUUAAACUACAACUUUAUACUGUGACAAAGGAAGUCUGCCCGUGUCAGGCUGUUUUCCUAAAAGCUGCCAGUGUUCUCGCCGCCGGGGUGACUGACCUACAAACCUUUGACUUUAAACAGUACUCAGACUUUGUCACAUGCUUUGUCAUGUGACAAAUGUUGAAAUGUGCAGGGGUCAAUAAAGCAACUGAAGGAAACUACA
Messenger RNA from Betta splendens (Siamese fighting fish), 2679 nucleotides. RefSeq names its product long-chain fatty acid transport protein 2-like. The transcript has 10 exons. Gene Ontology annotation, molecular function: long-chain fatty acid transmembrane transporter activity; long-chain fatty acid-CoA ligase activity. The coding region runs from base 225 to 2084 and encodes 619 amino acids. The record is from RefSeq and is a predicted model, not a curated record. Lineage: Eukaryota; Metazoa; Chordata; Actinopteri; Anabantiformes; Osphronemidae.